Molecule: messenger RNA, 823 nt
Organism: Asparagus officinalis (garden asparagus)
Lineage: Eukaryota; Viridiplantae; Streptophyta; Magnoliopsida; Asparagales; Asparagaceae
Product: eukaryotic translation initiation factor 5A-2-like
Exons: 5
Coding region: 105-587 (160 amino acids)
Biological process (GO): positive regulation of translational elongation; positive regulation of translational termination
Molecular function (GO): translation elongation factor activity; ribosome binding; RNA binding
Source: RefSeq, a predicted model, not a curated record
AAUCUAUAAUCCUACAUUAUUACCCCCUCUUUCCUUCGCUUUCAUCAGAGAGAGAGAGAGAGGAGAGAGAGCGAAGACGGCGAAGGAGAGAGAGAGGGAGAGCGAUGUCGGACGAGGAGCACCACUUCGAGUCGAAGGCCGACGCCGGCGCUUCGAAGACCUACCCCCAGCAAGCGGGCACCAUCCGCAAGAACGGCUACCUGGUGAUCAAGGGCAGGCCCUGCAAGGUUGUUGAGGUUUCGACAUCCAAAACAGGCAAGCAUGGUCACGCCAAGUGUCACUUUGUGGCAAUUGAUAUCUUCACUUCGAAAAAGCUUGAAGAUAUUGUGCCUUCCUCCCAUAACUGUGAUGUUCCUCAUGUUAAUCGCACUGACUAUCAACUCAUUGACAUAUCUGAAGAUGGUUUUGUGAGUCUUUUGACUGAGAACGGGAACACAAAGGAUGACCUGAGGCUUCCCACUGAUGACAAUCUCCUUAGCCAGAUCAAGGAUGGCUUUGCUGAGGGGAAGGAUCUGGUUGUGACUGUCAUGUCUGCUAUGGGAGAGGAACAGAUCUGUGCUCUGAAGGAAAUCGGCCCCAAAAAUUAAGCCUUUUAUAAGCUUUUAAUAUCAGAACGACAUAUAAACUUCUGCUAUUAAGUGUAAUCUGAUAAUAGAUCUUAUAUGUGAGAUGUUAAGUUUGGUCGACGGAUAUCUGUAGCUUUAUGCAUGCAAGUAAAUGACGAUGACCUGCUUCCUGGAAUGGACCUGUGAAAUGUUGGACGCCUCCAGAACAAGAUUGCUACCCUUUUAAGGUUUUAUAAAGGCUAUAUUGCUCUUCACUA